This is a messenger RNA of Dichomitus squalens LYAD-421 SS1, 1968 nucleotides long. Its product is annotated as RIO1-domain-containing protein. Gene Ontology annotation, cellular component: cytosol; preribosome, small subunit precursor. NCBI's taxonomy places the organism in Eukaryota, Fungi, Basidiomycota, Agaricomycetes, Polyporales, Polyporaceae. The coding region runs from base 1 to 1968 and encodes 655 amino acids. Gene Ontology annotation, molecular function: protein serine/threonine kinase activity; ATP binding. The record is from RefSeq and is a predicted model, not a curated record. The transcript is spliced from 5 exons. Gene Ontology annotation, biological process: maturation of SSU-rRNA.
AUGCCCAAUUCAAAUACGACAACCGCGGAUAAUGUAGAGGCUGGUCAAUUUGACGAUGCACCAGGAGACGAGUCCGCGCCUGCUCCUGUGUCUGACCCUAGACAAGGACACACCUUCAUCGACGAUGAAAGAGUGCUAGAGUGGUCAUCGGGGAGCUCUGACGAAGAAGACAGCGAGCCAGAUGAAUUCGAGCAAGAGGAAGAUGCUCUAGAGGCCGAGGCGUUCCAGACCCUCCGCGCCGAGGACGAGGACUGGGAGGUUGCUGAAGGAGAUUUUACGAAACAGUAUAACCGCAUACGACAGCACGUCGCUGUCCGUACUGGCGCCGCACAAGGCGUUGCCUCCGCGCUCAACGCUAAGACUGCCGUAGCGACCCUUCCCGCCGUCAAUCGACCUCGCCCUUCGAAGCCUGCCCCUCAGACGGCGCAGGAGAAGCAGCGUUCGAAAGAUAAGACGGAGAAUCAGCUUCAGGCGCUGUCCAAAUACUCGUCACGGCUCCGGAACCUCGACAUACCCUACGAUCUGGGUGUGGGUGUGAACCGCAAAGGCCCGUCCGCUACGGCGAACAUGAAGGACAAGAGCGAUCGUGCGACGAGCGAACAGGUGCUCGACCCGCGGACACGGAUCAUCCUGUUCAAGAUGAUUGGAAGAGGACUCAUCUACGAGGUCAAUGGGUGUGUCAGCACCGGUAAAGAGGCGAACGUCUACCAUGCACUCACGCCCGACUCCAAGCACCUGGCUCUUAAGAUAUAUAAGACAUCCAUUCUCGUGUUUAAGGACCGUGAUCGCUAUGUUUCCGGAGAGUUCCGCUUUCGGAGAGGUUACAGCCGUCAUAAUCCUCGCAAGAUGGUUCGCGUCUGGGCGGAGAAGGAGAUGCGGAACUUGAAGCGUCUACGAGCUGCAGGAAUCCGGUGCCCCGAGCCUGUGGAGGUACGCGAGAAUGUCCUUGUCAUGACAUUCGUGGGGGAUAAAGACGGAUGGGCAUCACCACGUCUGAAGGAUGCAGACAUUCCGGAGACCGAAUAUCCCGACCUAUAUGUUGAGCUCAUGCUCAUGACUCGCAAGAUCUUCACCGAGUGCAAGCUCGUACAUGCCGAUCUCUCCGAGUACAACAUCCUUUACCACAUCGACGACACGGAGUCCCGCCCCACCCCUGCCGAGUCUUCUUCCGACGUCCCUGCAGACUCAUCGAACGAGGCCACUUCCUCCACUUCGGAAGAUCAGACAGCACCCCAUCCCCGCGGCCACCUCUGCAUCAUCGACGUCUCCCAAUCCGUCGAGCACGACCACCCUCACGCAUUCGACUUCCUCCGCUCAGACCUCCGCAACAUCGAAGACUUCUUCUCCAAGCGCGGCAUCCGCACCGUCGGCCUCCGUCGCGCCUUCGAUUUCGUCACUCGCGAGCGCCUCCCUUCGCCCGACGGCAACGACUGUUCAAACGAAGCCGUCCUGCGCGCAUGGAUGGACACCCCAGAGUCCGAGCACACAGGGGUAGACGGUCACGGGGAGGAAGGGGCAGGGGGACGACGGGUGGCGAACGACGACCAGGUCUUCAUGCGGUCGUAUAUCCCCCGGACGCUGAACGAGGUGUACGACCCAGAGCGCGACGUGGGUGUCCUGACCCGCGGGGAGGGCGAGAAGCUCAUCUACAAGGACACGAUUGGGAUUGUGGGCCUGGGUGAGAAGAGUGCGGCCGCUGCUCUAGAUUCCUCCCCUCCGGCCAAGCCCCGCCCGGAUGGCACGCUGAAGACGAAGAAGGCGGUCACGUUUGCGGACGAAGCUGUCGAGGGAGCCGGGGAAGAUUGCGGGGAAGGCGGGGGCGUAGGCGUAGACGAGGAUAGCGGGAGCGAAGACGAAGACGAAGACGAGCAGUCUGGGGAAGAGGAAGAGGACGCGGACGGCUUCAGGGAAAAGAAGCCGCGAGGCCACCGGCACGAGGACAAGGAAGUUAAGAAGGUACGUCCAUGA